Molecule: messenger RNA, 927 nt
Organism: Macrosiphum euphorbiae (potato aphid)
Lineage: Eukaryota; Metazoa; Arthropoda; Insecta; Hemiptera; Aphididae
Source: the annotation of a GenBank genome assembly
AUGGUGAAAAAGGAAAAAUGUUACGCUUCACGAAUUAUACAUGAAAUGCUACAUGAUGACACUAAUUACCUUUAUCUUAUCAUCAUAAAACCCAUUUUACAAGAAUUAAAUUCCUUAAAUUUAACUUUUCAAAAGAAUUUUGUGGAUCUUGGAAGGUCCUAUGAUGAUAUUUGUUGUUUAUUUAUAUUUUUGGCAAAGAAAAUUAUAAAAGAAUCUGUAGUGUCAAAAGGAUUUGAAUAUAUAUAUAACAAUAUUAAUAAUGAUUCUGUAUACCGACAUUCGAGCAAUUGUGAUUAUGGAGUGGGGUAUAACCAGUCAAUAAUUAAUAUAAAUUUAUCUCAAGAAAAGAAGUCUAAUGUACAGACACAAGCUUUUAAUUUUAUUAAACAAUUACUGUAUGAAAUAAAAAAGAGAUUGCCCGACAACAUUGAAUUUUUCAAGAAAAUGAAAUUAUUUUCGCCCACUUUGUGUUUAUGCCAAUUGCAUGUAAAUUUUAUUGAUUUACCUUUUGUUAAUUUAUUUUUAAAACCUUCAGAGAUUGUAUUGAUAGAAACACAAUGGGAAAAAUUAACAACAGUAACUUGGAAAAUGUACUUAAAUGAAAAACAGUUAAACGAUGCCAACUUAUUUUGGCCAAAAGUUUACAAUUACAAAGAUGCGGGUGGUAAUUUUGCAUUUAGGGAAUUGUCAGAAUUCGUUCUAAAAGGUCUCUCAUUGCCUUCAAGCAAUGCUGUGGUGGAGCGAGUAUUCUCUAUAAUGAAUACAGUAAAAACAAAAUCCAGAAAUCGUAUAAAUGCAAAUAUGUUGGAUGCUUUAUUAAGAAUAAAAACUACAUUUAUUUCUACGAAAACAUGUUGUACAGAAUUUGUACCACCUAAAUCAAUGUAUGACAAGUUUAAUUCAGAAAUGUAUAACAAAAAAAAAUGA